Messenger RNA from Melampsora larici-populina 98AG31, 1401 nucleotides. RefSeq lists its product as uncharacterized. Lineage: Eukaryota; Fungi; Basidiomycota; Pucciniomycetes; Pucciniales; Melampsoraceae. The transcript has 4 exons. The record is from RefSeq and is a predicted model, not a curated record. Bases 1 to 1401 code for a protein of 466 amino acids.
AUGAAUCAAUUCAUCUUGGCCUGUGGGAUCUACUUGAUGUUGUUUAGCUGUGUCUACACACUCACUGACCGGGAAAGUUUUUUUCAACAAGGGCUGAUAAACUGGGUUGAGCGUGACACAUUUUCCAACUCUGAGAUUGAAAAUCUUCAUCUAGGAGGACAUUCAACCCAUGAAACUGGCACCAUGCAUGGAAGAUUUAAGGAGUUAGAGAUUUUUGGACCAUUGAAUGGGGCAUUCAAACAUGAAACUCAUGCACAGGCAGCUAGUGCACAGAUGAUAGAAAACAACCCUGGAGAAUGUAUUAAUGAUUGGGAGAUUCUGCAAAAGAUUUUAAAUCUUGCAACAGAAGCUCAAAAAUAUGGUGGAGCUCUCAAGACCAAAGGUGAAAAAUUGAUGAUUGCGGUCAAACAUCUUGAUAAUGGAGUUGACCUCUUCAAGAAUGGAUCUGAGCUGGAAAUGUUUAUCAUCAAUGCACUGGAAGAUUUACAAAGAGAAGAUCUGAAAGUGGAUGAAAGACUGUGGAAUUUAAGUGUUCUUCAAAUACUUCAAUCUUUCUUGCCAAGGGGAGAACUUCAAGCAAUCAGACUUGAUCCAACGACAGGUCCUGUUUCCCGAGGAGGACUGGAGCUUUUCCUAUCAAAAGAUAAUGACUUUAGCAGGCUUUGGAUAGAGGGUGUAUCAAGCGGAAUACUAGACAGCUUCCCUGAGAAUGAUUACAUUAUAGAAAUUCUCAAGCAAGUUGAGUUGAUUGUAAACAUAAGAAAUAAACUCCAGCUCUCUGAAGCACUAUCACCUACCUUGAUAGAAAUAGAUGAUUCCUUGAUUCAAAGAAGCUCUUUAUCCAACCCAGCUAUUGUCAAGUCAUUGACAUUGAAGUCUAUGCAGCACAUGAAUGAAAAGACUACUUCAACUCAAGAAACUCGAUGCUUGUUUCGCAUAUUGCAGCAUCUAUGGACAUUCUUUCCAAAUUCAAGGAGGUGUAUAAAGACCAAUGUGGACGCAAAUCACCAUUUCAAACAGAUUUCAAAGAUAAUCCAAUGCCAAUCUAAAUUAAAGCCUCAUAUUGAACAAUACCUUGAGGGAGGAGAUAUUGAUCCUUACAUGGCAAAUCUUUUUUUGAGUCUUAACAGUUGGAAUCUCUGUCUAGAUUUCCUCAAAGACCGCCUUCAUUUAUUGCAUAUCCAAGACUCUGCAUUGAAAGGGGGACAGGCAGAGACAUAUGGUCUGGAUAUCAAAAAAAAGGAAAAGUAUUUUUUUGAUCAAGAUACUUUCAUUGACUUGAUGGUUAUAGCAAGGACUGAUUAUCCAGAACUUGGAAGAUAUUUGGAUAGUCAGGUGGAAAUGGAUACAAGAUUGGAUCAGCCAAUAAAAGAUAUUAAUCUCUGUCACCAAAGCUGUUGA